Molecule: messenger RNA, 1486 nt
Organism: Gastrolobium bilobum
Lineage: Eukaryota; Viridiplantae; Streptophyta; Magnoliopsida; Fabales; Fabaceae
Product: soyasapogenol B glucuronide galactosyltransferase-like
Exons: 1
Coding region: 5-1486 (493 amino acids)
Molecular function (GO): UDP-glycosyltransferase activity
Source: RefSeq, a predicted model, not a curated record
UGCAAUGGCAAUGGAGUUUCAACCCCACCACCAACUCAAUGUCAUUUUUCUUCCAUAUCCAGCCCCUGGCCAUAUGAACCCCAUGAUAGACACAGCAAGGCUAUUUGCCAAGUAUGGUGUUAGUGUUACCAUUAUCACUACCCAUGCUAAUGCUUUGAUAUUCCAAAAAGCCAUAGACAAUGAUUUUAGCAAUGGAUAUCCCAUCAGAACUCAACUUAUCCAAUUCCCUGCAGCCCAAGUUGGUCUCCCUGAUGGGUUUGAAAACAUCAAAGAUGGCAAUUCCCCAGAAAUACUUGGUAAAAUUACUAUGGGAAUAUUGCUGCUCAAAGAUCAAAUUGAGCUUCAGUUUCAGAAUCUGCAACCGGAUUGUAUAGUGACUGAUAUGUCUUAUCCUUGGACAGUGGAAUCUGCUGCAAAACUUGGUAUUCCAAGGCUUUACUAUUACUGCUCAAGCUACUUCUCAACCUGUGCCAUGUAUUCUGUCCGUAAGCAUAAACCUUAUGAAAACUUAGUCUCCGAUACUCAGAAGUUUACAAUUCCUGGUUUACCUCAUAGCAUAGAGAUGACCACUCGGCAGCUUGAAGAAUGGGUAAGGCCUGAUAGUGUUAAAGAAGUCAGAGAAUCUUUUGAUGCAAUAUUUGAAUCAGAGGGCAGAAGCUAUGGGGCACUGUACCAUAGUUUUCAAGAACUUGAAAGUGAAUAUGUGCAACUUCAUGAGAGCAUAAAGGGGAUCAGAUCUUGGAGUGUAGGACCAGUUUCAGCUUGGAUUAAUAAGGAUGGUGGACAGAGCCAAGAACUUGCACUUGCAAAAGAGCCAGAGCCAGAGUGGCUAAAUUGGCUUAACUCAAAGCAAAAUGAGUCUGUGUUAUAUGUAUGUUUUGGAAGCCUAACCAGACUCUCUCAUGCUCAGCUUGUUGAACUUGCUCAUGGACUUGAAAAUUCUGGUCAUUAUUUUAUCUUGGUAAUUAGGAAAAUAGAUGGAGAUGAAGAUGGAAACAGUUUCCUGCAAGAAUUUGAGCACAGGAUGAAAGAGAGCAACAAGGGCUACAUCAUACGGAAUUGGGCACCACAGUUGCUCAUAUUGGACCACCCUGCCAUAGGAGGAAUUGUGACUCAUUGUGGUUGGACCUCCAUUCUUGAAAGCAUGAGUGCUGGUUUGCCAAUGAUCACAUGGCCAAUGUUUGCAGAGCAAUUUUACAAUGAGAAAUUGCUAGUUGAUGUCUUGAAGAUUGGAGUCCCAGUGGGAUCAAAAGAAAACAAUUUUUGGGUCAGUAUGGGUGAGGAUCCAAUGGUGAGAAGGGAAGAGAUCACUGAGGCUGUGGUACGGUUCAUGGGAAGAGAAGGAGAGAGCACAGAAAUGAGGAAGAGAGCAAGAAAACUUGGUGAUGCUGCGAAGAAGACUAUAGAGGAAGGUGGAUCCUCUUACAACAACUUGAUGCAGUUGAUAGAUGAGCUAAAAUCAUUGAAGAUAUGCAAGAUCACUUGA